CGCGUUGGCCUGGACGUGGCACCGAGGAGGAGCUGCCCCACCAGUCCCCCGCAGCCGCUCGAACCGAACCUCUGAAAUGGGUCUGACCAUCUCGUCGCUGUUCUCCAGGCUGUUCGGGAAGAAGCAGAUGCGGAUCCUGAUGGUGGGUCUGGACGCGGCCGGGAAGACCACCAUCCUGUACAAACUCAAGCUGGGGGAGAUCGUCACCACCAUCCCGACCAUCGGUUUCAACGUGGAGACGGUGGAGUACAAGAACAUCUGCUUCACGGUGUGGGACGUGGGCGGCCAGGACAAGAUCCGACCUCUGUGGAGACACUACUUCCAGAACACGCAGGGCCUGAUCUUCGUGGUGGACAGCAACGACAGAGAGCGAGUCGCCGAGUCAGCGGAAGAGCUCUCAAAGAUGAUCCAAGAGGACGAGCUAAAAGAGGCGGUGCUUCUGGUUUUUGCAAACAAACAAGAUCUUCCCAAUGCCAUGGGGGUCAGUGAACUCACCGACAAACUGGGCCUGCACAGCCUGCGUAGCAGAACUUGGCACGUCCAGGCCACCUGUGCCACUCAGGGGACCGGUCUGUACGAGGGGCUGGACUGGCUGUCCAAUGAGCUGUCGAAACGUUAAUCAGCUGAUGAUGUCAUGGUGUACAGAGGAAGAGGAGGAGCCUUUCGCCAGACUGUUCCUGGUUUUGUUUGUUUUUUAAAUUAUAGCUGUAGGAGGAAGUGAUGUCACAGACUGUGAGGUUUCCCAUCAUCCUCUUCUUCUGCUGGUGUUUGUUCUUUUCCGCGCAUGUUUAACUCCAGAUCAUGUGACCGGAGGUUGUGGGGGAGGGGGGCAGUAUCAGUCAUUCCACCGCCGGACCGGCGCCGUCAUUCCUACCUAAUGUGAAGAAGAGACGAGGAAGAUGACGCAAUAAAGCUUUUCUUGUCACGCUGGUGGGCUCUGUUCUGGACCAGAACCUUCAGGUUCUGGACCAGACCGGUUUAAGGAGCAGACAAACUUCAGGUUUUCAGACUUUUAUUUGAAUCUUUUUUGCUCGUUUUGAAAACAUUAAAACUUUAUUUAAACAAUGAA
Molecule: messenger RNA, 1069 nt
Organism: Oryzias melastigma (Indian medaka)
Lineage: Eukaryota; Metazoa; Chordata; Actinopteri; Beloniformes; Adrianichthyidae
Product: ADP-ribosylation factor 4
Exons: 6
Coding region: 77-619 (180 amino acids)
Biological process (GO): vesicle-mediated transport; intracellular protein transport
Cellular component (GO): plasma membrane; cytoplasm
Molecular function (GO): GTP binding; GTPase activity
Source: RefSeq, a predicted model, not a curated record